This is a messenger RNA of Amaranthus tricolor (Joseph's coat), 1477 nucleotides long. RefSeq names its product amino acid transporter AVT1I-like. Gene Ontology annotation, molecular function: amino acid transmembrane transporter activity. Gene Ontology annotation, cellular component: vacuolar membrane. The record is from RefSeq and is a predicted model, not a curated record. Gene Ontology annotation, biological process: amino acid transmembrane transport. Bases 140 to 1417 code for a protein of 425 amino acids. The transcript is spliced from 3 exons. Lineage: Eukaryota; Viridiplantae; Streptophyta; Magnoliopsida; Caryophyllales; Amaranthaceae.
UAAGCAAAAUAUAUUCAACGUUAUAAUGUGAUCCUUGGUUUGUAUAUGAUACAUCGUUUUCCUUCUCUAUUCUCUCUCACAAAAUUCACACAUUCAUUAUAAAGAGAAAAUAAAAUAGCAAGAAAAACAACUAACGAUAAUGGAGGGUGAGAAUAAUGAUAGCAACAAGCUGGUUGAUGUUAGUGAACCACUGCUCAAUGAAUUGGAAGCACCAAAUAUUAACAUAUCAAUUAAAGAAGGCAACACUUCUUUUUUUCAGACUUGUUUCAAUGGCCUCAACUCCAUCACCGGAAUCGGAAUUCUAUCGGUUCCAUAUGCAUUGGCAUCAGGAGGAUGGCUGAGCUUAAUCUUACUUUUCAUCAUAUCCAUGGCGGCUACAUACACGGGUUUACUUGUAAAAAGGUGCAUGGAUGUCGAUCCAACCAUCAAAUCAUAUCCUGAUAUAGGCGAACAUGCAUUUGGUAACAUCGGCAAAAUUCUGGUAACCCUAGUUCUUUACGCAGAUCUCUAUAUGGUUAUCACAGGAUCCCUAAUUUUAGAGGGCGACAAUUUAAACAAUUUAUUUCCCGAUUUGACUGUCGAAUUGAUUGGAAUUUCAAUCGACGGAAAAUCGAGCUUCAUUAUAAUCGUGGCUCUGAUUGUUUUACCGACUGUUUGGUUAGAUGAUCUUAGCAUACUUGCGUAUAUCUCUGCUGGUGGUGUUGUAGCUUCGUUUGUGAUACUAAUAUCGGUCAUAUGGGUUGGUGCGUUCGAAGGAAUUGGGUUCGAAACAAAAGGAGAAUUGUUCAAGUUGAAUGGAUUGCCGACUGCUGUUAGUUUGUUCAUGUUUUGUUAUACUGCUCACCCUGUGUUUCCUCCUCUCUAUACUUCUAUGCACAACAAACAACAAUUUUCUACGGUCUUGCUUAUAUGUUUUGCCGUAUGUACCCUUGGUUACGCUAUAAUGGCAAUUCUUGGAUAUUUAAUGUUCGGACCAGAAUUGGAAUCCCAAAUAACAUUAAACCUUCCGAAGCAAAAAAUGGGUUCACAUGUAGCAAUCUUCACAACAUUGGUAAUUCCACUAGCAAAGUAUGCACUCAUGUUAAAACCAGUGGCGAUGUCUUUAGAAAGUUGGUUUCCAACAUACCAAAACAAAAAAUCAUUCAAAAUUGUGUUGAGAACAAUUUUGGUAGCUACACAAGUAAUUGUAGCUUUGUCUGUUCCAUUCUUUGGGUAUCUAAUGUCACUUGUUGGAGCUUUACUAAGUGCUACGGCUUCAUUAACAAUACCUUGUUUGUGUUACUUGAAAAUUUCAGGCACUAAAUGGGGAGUUGAGAUGGUGCUUAUUUUGGCUAUUCUACUACUUAGUGUUUUGAUUGUAAUUUUUGGUACUUAUACUUCGGUGCUUCAAAUUCUUGGUGAAAUCAUGAGAUCUUGAAAAGGAAAUUGUAAACUUUUGACAAUUGUGUUAUAUUAAUUUGAAUGAUUUGCAUCUCUA